Messenger RNA from Hyaloperonospora brassicae, 975 nucleotides. NCBI's taxonomy places the organism in Eukaryota, Oomycota, Peronosporomycetes, Peronosporales, Peronosporaceae. The record is from the annotation of a GenBank genome assembly.
AUGGCCGACGCCACGAGUGCUGUUCCGGGACGCUUUGACGCGCUGUUGACGCAGCUGGCGCAGCAACACGGCGGCGUGGAGUCGCUGCUGGACUCUUUCUUUGACUUUCUGCACCGGAAGACCGACUUUUACGUGGUGUCCAGCGACCCCGCAAGGCACAAGAUGGGCUUUUUGCCUGGCCAGGCCCAGCGAAAGGUGCUCGAAGCGUUCCAGAGACAUCCGAUGAAGAGUUUAGACGAAAGGAAUGGCAGCGCUGUAACUGUGAGAAGUGUUACAACGACAAAGACGACGGGAGCGACAGCGGUUCCGACUGCCUCUUCUGCUGCGCUGGCUGGAGCUUCGACAGCUGCUGUUGCUACGGAGGGACCGGAGCUGACAGAAGAUGGCAAACAGAUUCCUAUUGCUAAUGGCGGAGUCGCAGAGAAGUACACGUGGACGCAGACGCUGGAGGAAGUUUCGAUGCACGUGGAGUUUGCACAGGACACGCAAGCAAAAGACUUGGACUGUCACAUCGGACCCACGCGACUGCGUGUGGCGCUCAAGAGCGAUCGAACGAGAGCACUGUUAGAAGGAGAGUUUCCGGAAAAGGUCCGUGCGGACGAGAGCAUCUGGUCGAUAGAGAGCAACCGCACACUCAACAUCUCGCUGGAAAAGGUCCAACGCACAUGGUGGGCCUGCGCGCUGAAAGGGGGGCCAGAGAUCGACACGAGCCAAGUGGAUUCUAGACGGAGCAUCCAGGAGUACGAUGAGGCCACGCAGGGUGCCAUCAGGAAAGCCAUGUACGAUCAGCGUCAGCAGCAAAUCAACGGCAGACUUCCGCUCACUCCGGAAGAACGAAUGCUGCAAGAAGCCAAGAACUUGCCGGGCUCGCCUUUUUUUGUCCUCCACACAACAAUAAAGACACUGCAAGAAGGCGCACAUAUACGGUGUUUCUUGCCCCUAAGUCUAUCGCAUCCGUUGGCAGGUCCCAUGUAG